This is a messenger RNA of Vespa mandarinia (Asian giant hornet), 779 nucleotides long. RefSeq lists its product as uncharacterized. The record is from RefSeq and is a predicted model, not a curated record. Lineage: Eukaryota; Metazoa; Arthropoda; Insecta; Hymenoptera; Vespidae.
UUGACAACAAUUAUCUCUCAUAAUUAGUCCAUUCAGAUUAUAAAACUCGAUCGGGCGUACUUCGACAUAGAAUUUCUUCUAAAAGCCAUGUCCUUCGCCUUAUUUUAUUUAUGCGUAGUGUCGCAUUAUUACGUCGAUUUAAUCGAAAUAAAAAUGAUAAAUGUGAUAUGGAAUCGUAUCGAGUACGAUUGGAACGAGAUUAUUACUACAAGGGGUAUCAAUAUUUUGAAGGAAUACGCAUCCACUAGCAGAUCGUAUAAUAUUAUUAUUAUAGGUUUAUAUUACGUUUCCAUAAUAUUUCUUACAAUUCAAACAAUUUUACCAACGUUAUUGGACGUAGUUUUACCAUUAAACGAAAGCCGUCCAUUGAAGUCGCCGAUCCUAAUGGAUUCGCUUAUCGAAGAAACAAUAUAUUUUUAUCCAAUGUUAGUAAGCACAUACAUUUUGUUAAUAUUCUUCGGAAUCGUUACAACAGCCAUUAAUGGAUUCUUCGUGGUCUGCGUUCAACAUGCUUGCGCUAUGUUCCAUUUGGUCCGGUAAAAUCAAAUGAAAUGAAAGAAGAUAUGAUAUAAAAAAAAAAAAGAAUAAUAAUAAAUCAAUUAAUCAAUAAAUAAAAAGAUAUAAUAAUAAUAAUGACGACGAUGAUGAUGAUGAUGAUGAUGAUGAUGAUGUUGGUGCAAAUCAAAAAAGCUAGAAUCGUAAUAACAUUUUUUCAGAUAUACGUUGGACGAAGCCUUUGAGAACGUAAAUCAAAAAUUAUACGUAAACGAGGAGAAUGA